Saccharomycopsis crataegensis is the source of this 417-nucleotide messenger RNA. It is a transcript of the gene DAD2, whose product is annotated as Dad2p. Gene Ontology annotation, biological process: attachment of spindle microtubules to kinetochore; mitotic cell cycle. The record is from RefSeq and is a predicted model, not a curated record. Gene Ontology annotation, cellular component: mitotic spindle pole body; mitotic spindle; mitotic spindle midzone. Bases 1 to 417 code for a protein of 138 amino acids. The transcript has a single exon. NCBI's taxonomy places the organism in Eukaryota, Fungi, Ascomycota, Saccharomycetes, Ascoideales, Saccharomycopsidaceae.
AUGGACGGGACGAAUAUCAGAUUAUCAAAAAUUCAAAAAGAGCGUGAAUUGAUGGCGUUGCAGCAAGUCUCUUAUUCGGUGGAACAGCUCAAGCAUAGAUUAGAAUCGAUCGUGGACCGAUUUGAAAAGAUUAAUGAAGGUACAGAGGCAGUGAAAAUCGUAUUAUCGAAUUGGAAUGAUGUGAAACGGGUGAUAUCCAUGGCCACUUUGAGUCUUGCUAAUUAUUCAGACGAGGAUUACCGGAACCUGGGUAAGUUGCCGUUGACUGAAGGUGCGGUUCGUGUACUAAUCGAGAAUGAAGAGAUAGCAACAGCUGGUGAUAAUUCAGAUCUACCUAAAGAAAUCCAAAAAGAUAAUGAUGAUGAUGAUAAUAAUAAUAAUAGCAAUAGGAUGAACGGUGAGGAGGAAACUACAUAA